Messenger RNA from Telopea speciosissima, 1004 nucleotides. Its product is annotated as isopentenyl-diphosphate Delta-isomerase I. Lineage: Eukaryota; Viridiplantae; Streptophyta; Magnoliopsida; Proteales; Proteaceae. Bases 16 to 984 code for a protein of 322 amino acids. Gene Ontology annotation, biological process: isoprenoid biosynthetic process; isopentenyl diphosphate biosynthetic process. The record is from RefSeq and is a predicted model, not a curated record. Gene Ontology annotation, molecular function: isopentenyl-diphosphate delta-isomerase activity. Gene Ontology annotation, cellular component: cytoplasm. The transcript is spliced from 7 exons.
CGAGCGAGUCCACUAAUGUCGGGUUCUGUGACCUCUUCCUUUCUAAGCCUGACAAGCCGAGCUGGAGGACUUGUCUCAACUCCAAAGUUUUCAAUCCAAAAUCUUCGUAAUCUCAAUCAGUUAUUAGUAUUCUCCUCACCAUCUUCAAACCCAUCUCCCAGAAUCGGUUAUAUAAGAAACCCUCUACCUCUCUGUCGCUUCAAUCUGACAACAAGUCCCUACUCUUCCUCUGCAUCUUCUUCUGUUGUUGCUAACGUCUCCGCAGCUCCUUCAACAACGAUGGGUGAUGUCACUGACGCCGGUAUGGAUGCCGUUCAGAGGCGUCUCAUGUUUGAGGAUGAAUGCAUUUUAGUGGAUGAGAAUGAUAAAGUUGUGGGACAUGACUCGAAGUAUAACUGUCAUUUAAUGGAAAAGAUUGAGUCUGAGAAUUUGCUCCAUCGGGCAUUCAGUGUCUUUUUGUUCAACUCCAAGUAUGAAUUGUUGCUUCAGCAACGCUCUUCUACGAAGGUUACAUUUCCCUUAGUUUGGACAAACACCUGUUGCAGUCACCCACUGUAUCGCGAGUCAGAGCUGAUCGAGGAAAAUCAUCUCGGAGUACGUAAUGCUGCUCAAAGGAAACUAUUUGACGAACUGGGCAUUGCUGCCUCCGACUUACCAUUGAAUGAAUUCAUUCCCCUUGGCAGGAUACUGUACAAAGCUCCAUCAGAUGGCAAAUGGGGAGAACAUGAACUGGACUACCUCCUCUUCAUUGUAAGAGAUGUUAAUGUGAAUCCCAACCCUGACGAAGUUUCUUCUGUUCGGUAUGUUAAUCGGGAUCAGCUGCGAGAGCUUUUACAGAAAGCUGAUGCAGGUGAGGAGGGACUGAAGCUGUCACCCUGGUUCCGGCUCGUGGUGGACAACUUUUUGUUCAAAUGGUGGAAUCAUGUUGAGAAGGGGACCCUACAGCAAGCAGCAGACAUGAAGACGAUACAUAAGCUCUCUUAAUCAAUUGGUAAUUGUCUUCC